AUUUCAUUUGAUUUGCUUUCAUCCCAACUUGUUACCUUCAUUGUCUCUGCUCAGUCCUUUUUAUCAUCUUCUGCUACUCUCUGCUCCUCAACUCACCUCCCUUUUCACAAAUCACCUCAUCUUUGUACAAUUUUCACCCUUUGUUUCAUUAAUUAUCCCCAUGUCAUUUGAUUUGUUUUCAUCGUGACUUGUUACCUUCAAUGUCUUUGCUCAACUCUUCUUUUUGAUCAUCGUCUGUGACUCUGCACGUUACCUCACCUCUCUGUACACAAAUUUGCUCUUCCUCCCACAGUUCUGAUUUUUCACCUUUGUUUAGUUUGGUUCUUCUGCUUCUUGUCUCUCUAAUUCUGACCAGUUUUCAUCCCUCUACACAAAUCGGCUUACCCUGCUAUUAUUAUCGGCUUUUGUUCUUCUGUUUCUUGUCUCUCCACACACCCAGAAAAAAAAAAAAAGGAAAAAAAAAAAAGAGAGAGAGAGAGGAAAACACAGAAUUAGAGGAUGGCCACUGAAAUUGGCGUCGCUGCUGGUAGCAAAUGUGCUGAGCACCUAGUUGAAACUACUAUCGAUCUGAUCUCAAAACCAAUAACUCUUGUUUACAAACGGAGCGAUAAUGUCAGAAAUCUGAAGGAUAAACUGGCGCUGCUGGCGGAUAGAAGAGAGAGUGUGCAACACGAUGUUACUGAUGCUGAAAGAAAGGCUGAAGAAAUUGAACAGGAGGUCAAGAAUUGGAUGAGUAAAGCAGAUGAUUAUAUUACUGGAGAGGCAAAGAAAUCAUUGGAUGAAUUAGAAGACAAAGCCAAGAAGAGGUGUUUCCUAGGGUUGUGUCUUAAUCCCAAGUCUAUUUACAGACUAAGCAAAAAAGCAGAGGAGGAUGCCCUGGCUGUUGGUCAACUUCUGGAGGCCAAGUUCAAUAGAAUUUCCUUCUUCCAUGUGGAAAAGGAGAAAGCAGAUCUGGUUGAUGAAGUUUUCAAGGACUUUGACUCAAGAAAGCAUGUUUUAAAGGAGAUCAUGGAGGCUCUACUAUCUCCAACCAUCAAGAAGAUAGGAGUGUACGGGAUGCCUGGCGUGGGGAAGACAUUGCUGGCUGGAGAAGUUAAAAGAAAAGCAGAGCAAGAGAAGUUGUUUGAUGCAGUUGUUAUUGCUAAAGUGACAAAGAAUCCAGACUUGAAAAGUAUUCAACAAGAAAUUCAACGUGGAUUGGGUUUAGAGCUUCCUGAUGGGAUUCCAGAGUGGGGAGCUGCUGCUCGAAUAAAGUCAACACUGACAAAAAGGCAGAAGGUUCUAGUAAUUUUGGAUGAUAUUUGGGGACGAGUAGCUUUGGAGGAUGUGGGAAUCCCCUUAUCUGCAAAUGAGCAAAAGCAACCUGUAGGGGAAAAGAAUGAUGAAAGCUCAGCUGAACAACAAAUUUUAGUAUGUAAGGUUUUGUUGACCUCCAGAGAUCGCUCUGUUUUAUCAGGUGAUAUGGGUACUGAAAAAGAAUUUCUAGUUGGUCAAUUAGAAGAUAAUGAAUCAUGGGAGCUAUUUAAGAAGAUAGUUGGCAAGGAUGUUGAAAGGCAUGAGUUGCGGAAGAUUGGAAGGGAGAUUGCAAAAGAAAGUAGAGGAUUGCCGAUUGCUGUUGCAACAAUUGGAAAUGCUUUGAAAAAUAAGAGUGUGCAUGAUUGGAAGGAUGCUCUGCUAGAAUUGAAAAGACCUUCUCCGUAUGGGAAAUCUGCAAAAUUUUUCUCAGCUAUAGAGUUCAGUUUCAAGCAUUUAGAAAGAGAAGAACUCAAGCAAACAUUCUUGAUGUGUAGUUUGCUCAGCCACAAUGCUUCCAUUGAAGAGUUGGUGAAAUAUGGUGUGGGUUUGGGUUUGUUUCUAAAUGUCCGCACAAUAGAAGAAACACGAAACAGAGUAUUGUCAUUGGUUGAUCAUCUCAAAGCGUCUUCUCUGUUGGUAGAUGGUCGUGGCAAAAUGUAUUUUGACAUGCAUGACCUCAUUCGGGAUGUUGCCAAGUCAAUGGCUUCUAGGGACUAUGGUGUGUUUACUUCAAGAGAUGAAGACGUGCAGGGAGGGUGGCCAGACAAAGAGGUAAUGACAGAUUUGAAAUGGAUUUUUUCAUUAAAUGGAGAUGCUUGCGGUGGUCUGCUUCCAGAUAAGUUCCAAUGCCCCAAGCUUACUUUCUUUCAUUUGUCCAACUACUCUCUAGCAAUUCCUGCAAAUUUUUUUUCGGGGAUUGAAAAACUCAGAGUCUUGGGUUUGACAAAAAUGAAUUUAUCCCCCAUGCCUGUGUCUAUUACCCUCCUAACAGACCUUCGCACAUUGCCUUUGGAUCAAAGUGUGCUAGGAGAUGCAGACGUAGGUGCUAUCAUAGGAAAGCUGAAUAAUUUGCAAUUCCUCAGCCUUGCAGGAUGUGAAAUUGAAGAGCUGCCAAAAGAAGUGGGGAGUUUGACCGAGCUAAAGUUGUUAGAUUUGAGUGACUGCACAAAAUUGAAAGUAAUUCCACAACAAGUCUUAGCAAGUUUGUCCAAACUACAAGAGCUAAAAAUGGGAAACAGCUUUUACCAGUGGGAUGUCAUGGAGCAUGGGAGGCAAAGAAAUGCAAGCCUUUCUGAGUUGACACAGUUACCUAGACUAACAGCUUUAGAGUUACGUGUCCUUGAUGUUCAAACGAUCCCUGGAAAAUUAGAAAGAUACAAGAUAUUCAUGGGGGAUGUGUGGAACAACUGGGAUAGCUCGUUUGAUAGCUUAAAAGUAUUGAAGCUGCAGAUGAAGGCACACACAAGAUUCGACUAUUCAAUUAAACGGUUGUUGAAGAUGACUGAAGAGCUACAUCUAGAGGAGUUGAAUGGUGUAAAGAAUGUGGUUGAUGAGUUAGAUAUUGAAGGUUUUCCAGAUCUGAAGUAUCUCUAUAUUUGUAAUGCUCCAGAGCUUCAUCAAAUUGUUAACCUAAGGGGAUGGGGUCCUUUCAGUGCAUUUCCCAACUUGGAAGUAUUGUUUCUUCGUAAUUUAAUUAAAUUGGAGAAGUUAUUUCAAGCCAGGUUCAAAGAUACGGCUUUUAGCAAAUUAAGAACAAUAACAAUUGAGUGUUGUCAUCAGCUAAAGAAUUUGUUCUCCUUUUCCAUAGCUAGCCAGUUUCUCCAACUACAAGAAAUUAGAGUGUCAGACUGCAGCAACAUGGACGAGAUUAUUGAUCUCGUCAAGGAGCAAAGGAGCAGAGAAGAUAUUGUUGAAGCAAGUCAAGAAGUAAAGCCAAAGUUUGGUCAGUUGUUGCGGUCCUUGAGAUUACAACGUCUGCCAAAGCUGAUUAGCUUCAACAGUAAUUGCAGCACCAUGCCACUUUUCAAUGAUCAGUUUCUGUUUCCAAACCUAGAGGAGCUGCAAUUGUCAUGGAUUAAUGUUGACACGAUAUGGAUAGCAUCUUACUGUGUUGAGAACCUGACAAAAUUGAUAAUUCAUGGCUGCCAUAACUUGAAAUACCUAUUCUCAACCACUAUGGCUGGAAGUCUAGAGAAGCUUGGACACCUUGACAUAAGGGAAUGCAAGAUGAUGACAAAGGUUCUUUCUGAAGAGAAUGAAGAAGAAAAGGGGAAUUUGAUUUUCCCUGCGCUGAAAUUUCUACAGUUAAUGCAAAUUCAAAACCUUGUUAGCUUCUACUUUGGAGAUUCGACCAUUGAAUUCUCAUCCUUGAAUGAAUUGGCUGUACGAAACUGCCCAGAGUUCAAGGGUUUCGCAGUUAUGUCUACAAGCACAGAUGUUGCAGCAGACACUCAGCCCCUCUUCAACGAACAGGGUGCAUUUCCCAACCUGGAAAAAAUUAAUAUCUCUCACUUGAAAAACGUGACAACCAUAUGGCAUAGCAAAAUUCAAGCAAAUUCCUUUUGCAAAUUAAAGUCAUUGGUGGUCGCAUGCUGUGAGGGGUUAAUGAGUAUUUUGCCAUCUAACAAUAUGCUGGCAAGUUUGUGGUCAUCACUGGAGUAUUUAAGUAUAUAUAAUUGUGGUUUACUAGAGGCGGUAUUUAAACUUGGAGAAAUCAACGCGAACCAAAGAUCUGUUGUGAUGGACACCCAGUUGAAAGUAUUAGAGAUUGGUGGUCUGCCAAGAUUGAAGCGUGUGUGGAACAAGGAUCCAGAAGGAAUUCUCAAUUUUCAAAACCUUGAGUCAGUGUGUGUAUUUUCUUGUAAGAGUCUCAGUCAUUUGUUUCCUGCUUCGGUAGGCAAAGCCCUUUCACAACUCCAAACACUAGAGAUAGGCUAUAGUACUGGUUUGGAGGAAAUCGUUGCAGUGGGAGGAGGAUUAGAAGCCGAUGUUAAGUUUGAGUUUCCUCAAAUGUCCUACUUGCGCCUUAGUUGCCUACCAAGACUUAAAUAUUUUUACCCAGGGCAACACAGUACGGAGUGGCCAAUGUUAAAGAAGUUCGACUUUUUCAAUUGCGGCCAAAUGAAGAAAGCGAAUGGGCGGGGCCAACUAGACUUCCCUGUUCAACUACCACUUUUUUCCAUGGAAGAGAUUAUACCUCAAUUGGAGCAAUUGUCCUUAACGGAAGAUGACAUCCUAAUGAUAUGUGGUGAAAUCAAAUUUAAGGAGAGCCUCUUUUUCAAUAUCAAAGUUCUUCAGAUUCAAGACUAUCUUGAUAUGUCAGCUAUUUUACCAAUCUGCUUUCUCAAUAGAUUCUCCAAUUUAGAGAAGCUUAUUUUGAAAAAUUGUUAUUUCACAGAGUUAUUCCCUCCAAAAGGAGAGCAGGUUGGUGACCAAGAGAAACAAGUUAAGACUGAGGUACUCUCAAGGAUUAAAAUACUAAGAUUGGAUUCCUUUCCUAAUCUCAAGCACAUAUUGAGCCAGGACUCAUCAACAGUUCUUCAAAAUCUUCAAACCCUUGAAGUGUGGAGAUGUCAUAGUUUGCCUUUUUUAUUAACAUCAAACACAAUAUCUCUCCAUGAUCUUACCACUCUGGAUGUGUGGCGAUGUAAUUAUUGUAUGAUAACAUUGGUUUCGGUCCCAGUGGCCCGAAGUCUGGUGCAACUGGAACAUAUGACUAUAAGGGAAUGUGACAGCCUUACUGAAAUAGUUGGACACGAAGGAGCUAGAAUAGAAGAUUCAGUUGUUAAUUUCAACAAAUUAAGAAUUUUGAAACUUAUAUGUUUGUCGAGAUUAGGAAGCUUCUGUUCGGAGAAAUUCUUAUUCAAUUUCCCAUCUUUAGAAAUGGUAACUGUGGAUCAAUGCCCCAAAUUGAAGAUCUUCAGUGAGGGAGACUUACACACACCGCUAUUGCAAAGAGUGGAAUUAAUUGGAGGAGAGGAUAAGUCGCUUUGGGCAGGUGACUUAAAUACCACCAUACAAAAAAUGCACACAGAAAAGGUUGGAUUUGCUGGGUUAGAGGACUUGACACUGUCAGACUUUGCUGAAUUGAUUGAAAUAUGGCAUGAUAGGGAGAGGCGCCAAGCAAUUUUGGAUUUCAGAUUGCUUACAUUUCUACAGCUCGAUAAUUGUGCCCAGCUCUCAUACUUGUUAACCCCUUCCAUGGUAUCUUGCCUUGUGCAACUCGAAUUGAUAAGCAUAAAGAACUGUGCUAUGAUGCAGCAAGUGAUAAUGGGAGAUGGAGAAGAAAGUAAGAUGAUAUUCCCACGACUAUUGAACAUUAAGCUAGAGUCUUGUUCAAAUUUGAUAAGUUUCUAUGUGGGAAGUCAUCAUCUUGAGAUUCCAAGUUUGGAAGGAAUUUUUAUAGAAGAAUGCCAAAAUAUGGUUACGUUCGCUGCUUCUACAUCGUCUGGAGAGCAUGAAAAAGAGACAUCUCAUCAAUACUUUUUUAGCAGCAAGGAUACAUUUCCGAAUCUAGAAGAAUUGAAAUUGUUACAGAAUGGCAAUAUAAAGGAGAUAUGGUAUGGACAACAUCCAGAAGAGUAUUUCGGCAAACUAAAGGUGGUGGAACUCACCGGUUUUCCUGAGAGAUCAACUUUUCUUCCGCCCUUUUUCUUCCAGUCUUUGCCCAGUCUUGAAAAGCUUGUUGUGAGGGAUACUUUCCUCAAUGAAGUAUUCCAAUGUGAAGAAGUUGGUGUUGAGAAAAAACCUUCUAUAUGUGGACGCACCCCAUUAUGCGAACUAAGGUUGUCCAAACUCCAUGAGCUAACACAUCUUUGGAAGGAAGAAUCCCAAACUGAAUCAAUUUUUAGUAACCUAAAAACUCUAGAAGUUCAAGAAUGUAGCAGAUUGAAGAAUUUAGUGCCAUCCAAUGUACAUUUCAACAAUUUGCAGACUUUGGAAGUAUCCAAGUGUCAUGGGCUUGUCAAUUUAGUGAGAUACUCAACUGCAAAAAGCUUGGUGCAACUCAAAACAAUGCAAGUAACAGAAUGUGAAACGAUAGAAGAAAUUGUGGUAUGCUUGGGUGAUGAUGUAAAGGAUGGCAUUAUUCUCAGCAAGCUGAAGUAUUUGCAACUUGAAGUACCUUUAACAUAUGUUGCUCUUAUAGUUACAGAAUACCUAAGAUUUUGAAGAAAGCAAUAUUGGUCUCGUAAUUCUGAAAGAGAACAGUGAAGUGGAUUUUGAGGUUUUAAUGGUGCACUCAUAAUAAUCAUUUGGAUUCAUGCUACCAAGUUUCCACAUGGUUAAUUUGACACACAUAAAACAGUCUUUCAAUUCUAAAACUGAUUUAUUUCAAUUUCUAAACUCAUGUAUGACAUGAUAUAUUAUCAAGUACUUAAUUCUACAAGCCACUGGACUAUUUCAUUUUAU
This is a messenger RNA of Rubroshorea leprosula, 6705 nucleotides long. The record is from the annotation of a GenBank genome assembly. Lineage: Eukaryota; Viridiplantae; Streptophyta; Magnoliopsida; Malvales; Dipterocarpaceae.